UCUCAAGCUCGUAAGACAAUGGUUGGGAUUGGUUGCUCCAACUUCCUUCAGGUCCACUUUUUUGCGUUGACCGAAUACAUGCUAAUCAAGGCGAUGCCGAGGCAGAAUAAAUAGUUCCCGGAGAUCGGUCAUAUCAUCACAGCAAGUCUGAGGAGGCGGAAGCGAGUAAGGUUCUGCAAUCCAGUUCCCCCUUUGAGAAAAUACACGUCGCAGUGCGGAAGGAUUCUAGAUUCGUUCGAUGAAAGCCAAAUCAAUGCUCAGAGGGGCGAUUGCAGCUGCGGCUGCAGCCUUGCUCCUGCUAGCAACUCUCAACGGAGUAUCUGCGCAAGGCGCUCGAUGCAAUGCUCAAGACAGUCAAGCUUUACUGGAUUUCAAAGCGUCUUUGGUCGACGAAGAGGGGAUCUUCAACACUUGGGUGGCUGGCACCGACUGCUGCCAGUGGAAUGGAGUGGCGGCUUGCGAUCCGGUUACGGGGCGAGUGACGGAGCUGAAUCUGGGAGGCUCAGGCACUAGCCCAUCUCGCAAUCCCAGCUUCAAGGGCGUGGUCGGCGAGUCUCUAGGGCGUCUGUCGGGAAUCGGAAGCAUUGUCUUGGAGUUUUUCGAUCUGCAAUCCGAAAUUCCUGCGUCGCUCGGCCAGCUGAGCAAUCUGUUCCAGCUCGUGCUCGGGAACAUGGGCCUCGUGGGCAAGAUCCCUGCCUCCAUCGGAAACCUCGUAAAGCUUCAGAACUUCAAUGUGAACGGCAACGCUCUCGUGGGACCGCUGCCCGUGGAGCUUUGCAAACUCGUCAACAUCAAGGAUGUGGAUUUCGGAAGCAAUCAAAUCGGAGGUAAUCUACCAGCUUGCAUAGGUACUUCAUGGUUACAAAUAGAAGAGAUGGAUUUCAGAAACAACUUACUCACUGGUCCAUUUCCAAAUAUCGGCAACCUGCAAUCGCUCCUGCUGCUGUGGCUGAACAAGAACAAACUCAGUGGCCGUCUGCCGUCGAGCUUGGGGAGGCUCACUAAACUUGAACGUAUGGACGUGAGCGAGAACCAACUUUCGGGGCCCCUUCCGAAGGAAAUUGGUAACAUGAAAGGUCUCACUGAUCUCGUCUGCAGCAGAAACAAAAUUAGUGGUAGCAUUCCUGCGCAACUUGGUAACCUUGACCAGCUAGCAGCUUUAUAUCUCGACAGGAACCAACUGUCCGGAAGCAUUCCUACUUUCUUGGGAAACUUCAAGAGUAUCCGAAUCUUGGACCUGAGCAGAAACAAGCUCGUCGGAAGCAUCCCACCACAGCUUGGCAGUUUGACCGACGAUGAGAGUGUGCUGAUUGACAUCUCCUUCAACAGAUUGACUGGUCCCGUGCCUCCGUCUGUGGGAGGAGUGCGUGGUGGAACUUUCCUCGCAAAUAAUAAUGCUCUGACCGGUGGAUUCAACUUGGCGCUCGCUCGGUUGAGCACUGUCAACCUCGCCAACAACAGGCUCAGUGACGCCAGGAAGAUCGGCACUCUCCCGACCGGAAUCGAUAACCAGCUCAUUUUCCUGAACCUGGCAAACAACAAGUUCUCUGGCAUGUUUCCUUCGUGGAUCUUUGAACCUUCCUACAUCGAGCUCGAUCUUUCCGGGAACAAAUUCCGAGGCUCCCCACUCCCGUUCUUUGACAGAGAUAUCAGCAACCUGAACCUGUCGUCCAACCCUCUGGCCACGACUCUGCCCACCGCCAAGUUCAAAGCUGGUUCCUUGAGCGUGCUGGAUUUGAGCAACUGUCAGCUGUCGGGCCCGAUCACUUCCCAGUUCCUAUUCAAUCUGAAUCCUGCGGUGAGCAUCUACUUCAAGAACAACAAGUUGUCAGGACCGCUGCCUCAAGACAUCGGGACUUCUUUGUUCCGCUGUUCCGAGCUGGAUCUGUCCAAUAACCUUCUGAACGGCACCAUUCCAGCCUCUUUCAGCCGGUUGGACAAUUUGAACUUCCUGGAUUUGUCCGGAAACCAGUUUGAGGGAAAUGUCCCGAGCAUUCCUUGAUCCAUUGUACCGUAGAUAGAAGAGUUCUCGGUUCUCAAUUGUUGAGCGUCAAUUGCGUCAACUUAUGCUCAUUGUAACCAGGGCAGACAAAACCUAGAAACUAGGAGUUGAUUUUCGUUGGCUUCGUGUAUGGACUCGAGGCUUGGGGUUGACCUCAAUAGUCCAGUGUACCAGCAGAAGUGUAAUUGUAGAUAGAAAGGAGUGAGGAGCUCAGACAGAAUUGAUCUCUUUCAUUCUACAUCAUGAUUAAAGAUUUUUCAAAUGUUUAAGCAUGAUUCAUGCA
This is a messenger RNA of Marchantia polymorpha subsp. ruderalis, 2285 nucleotides long. The record is from the annotation of a GenBank genome assembly. NCBI's taxonomy places the organism in Eukaryota, Viridiplantae, Streptophyta, Marchantiopsida, Marchantiales, Marchantiaceae.